AUGUCGUCCAGCCCAGUACUCCCGCAAGGCGCGGGCUACGGUGUCGUGGUCGGAAUCGGCCUGUUCUUCAGCGUCUUCAUGGUUGGGUUGACAGCCAUCCAAGCGCGAUACACGGGAUUCUCGCCGAAGAACUCUGAAGAGUUCAACAGCGCCUCUAGGAGCGUCAAACCUGGUUUGAUCGCAUCUGGUAUCGUAUCUGCCUGGACAUGGGCGGCGACAUUGUUGCAAUCGAGUGCUGUUGCCUACCAGUACGGUAUAUCCGGUCCAUGGUGGUACGGCGCAGGUGCUACGGUCCAAAUUCUACUCUUUGCCCAGCUCGCAGCGAAGCUGAAGCUUAACGCGCCACACGCGCACACAUGGCUCGAGAUUGUCUACGCUCGCUGGGGCACCACUGCGCACCUCGUCUUCAUGUUUUUCGGCCUGGCGACAAACAUCAUCGUCUCAUCCAUGCUUAUCCUGGGUGGGUCAGCUACCGUGACAUCGCUCACUGGGAUGAACACGCUUGCGGCCUGUUUCCUAAUCCCAGUCGGCGUUGCCAUCUACGUCGUGGUCGGCGGCAUGCGUGCCACGCUCCUCUGCGACUACACGCACACCUCCGUGCUCUUUGCCAUUAUCUUCGUCUUCGUCUUCACCGUCUACGCGACCUCAGACAAGAUUGGCUCCUUCUCCACCAUGCACGCUCUCCUGGCGAAGGCCGCCGUGGAGGCACCGGUCUCAGGCAACGCGCAUGGGUCAUACCUGACGAUGCGCAGCAAGGACGGGCUGAUCUUCGGUGUGAUCAACGUCAUUGGUAACUUCGCGACGGUCUUCCAGGACCAGGCAUACUGGCAGCGUGCGAUCGCGAGCCGACCGGCGACUUGCGUCAAGGCAUACUUGCUCGGCGGUCUCGCUUGGUUCGCCAUUCCUUUCAUGUUCUCCACGACGCUCGGUCUCUCCGCCGUUGCGCUCAAGGGCGACCCGGCCAUGAUACCUCUGUCCGCAGCAGACAUUGGUGCGGGUCUACCCGCUUCUGCGGCGGCGGCUGCACUCUUGGGCAAGUCGGGUGCCGCGGCGCUGCUCAUUGUGCUUUUCUUGGCCGUCACGUCUGCGACCUCCGCUGAGCUCAUCGCCGUCUCUGCACUCUUGACGUACGACGUCUACAAAAGGUAUAUCAACCCGCAGGCGACUGAGGCGCAGAUCCUGCGCGUUUCGCAUGGAAUGGUCGUCCUCUUCGCCAUCGUUAUGGGGAUCCUUGGCUUAAUCUUCUAUUACAUUGGCAUCUCUAUGGGCUGGCUAUACGACUUCAUGGGCGUCGUCCUUGGCGCUGCCGUCGUCCCCAUUGCAUGCUGCAUCACCUGGCGCAAGGCGAACAAGUGGGGCUGCAUUGCGGGUGCGCUCAUUGGCUUCUGGUGUGGUGUCAUCGCGUGGCUCGUCACGACUUCUACGCUCAACGACGGUGUCAUCAACGCCACGACGACCUUUGGGAACUACGAAAUGUUGGCGGGUAACCUGGCCUCGAUCGGGAUGGGCGGUAUCAUCGCUGUGACGACGUCCCUCAUCUGGCCAGACGACUUCAACUUCGACGCCACGCGUGCGAUCAACACGCCUUCGCUCUCCCCGACGGAGAAGGAUAGCGUCGACCAUGAGCCAGAGGAGUACAUCGACGAGAAGAAGCGUGUUGCCAGCGAGGUGUCGACCGAGCCUGUCGUGAACUCGACGGAGGCGGCAAUGGUGGAAGAGGCGCAUGAGCUUGACCCCGUUGCCCUCAAGAAGGCGUACAAGCUUGCCGCGCGGUCCUCGAUCGCUUUGACGCUGAUUAUGCUGAUCAUCAUUCCGCUGCCCCUCUUCUUUGCGCAGACGAUCUACGGCGUGCGCGGCCUCACAGCGUGGGUCGUCAUCGGGAUGAUCUGGACGUUCUGCUCCGCCAUCUCUGUCGUGCUAUAUCCGCUCUACGAGUCGCGUGCAGCUCUGGGCUUGAUCGUCAAGGGGAUGACGAAGGAUAUCUUCAUGAGAGGAAGCGGGAAAUUCAAGCACCCCACACAGACGACGCCCGACGCAUGA
This is a messenger RNA of Fomitopsis serialis, 2040 nucleotides long. RefSeq names its product urea transporter. The record is from RefSeq and is a predicted model, not a curated record. NCBI's taxonomy places the organism in Eukaryota, Fungi, Basidiomycota, Agaricomycetes, Polyporales, Fomitopsidaceae. The transcript is spliced from 10 exons. Bases 1 to 2040 code for a protein of 679 amino acids. Gene Ontology annotation, biological process: urea transmembrane transport. Gene Ontology annotation, molecular function: urea transmembrane transporter activity. Gene Ontology annotation, cellular component: plasma membrane.